GAUUUCGGUGUUGGUGUUGGUGUUGGUGGUGUCGGUGGGGGUGGUGGUGGUGAUGGUGGUGUUGGUGGUGGUGGUGGUGGGGGUGGUGGUGGGGAUGGUGUUCAGCAUAGCACAGUGUCCACCAGAUAAUAUUUCUGACCUUGACCUAUCAGAAAAUCUGGAAAACAUUUAA
This is a messenger RNA of Echinostoma caproni, 172 nucleotides long. Lineage: Eukaryota; Metazoa; Platyhelminthes; Trematoda; Plagiorchiida; Echinostomatidae. The record is from the annotation of a GenBank genome assembly.